Vespa velutina is the source of this 785-nucleotide messenger RNA. RefSeq lists its product as uncharacterized. The transcript has a single exon. The record is from RefSeq and is a predicted model, not a curated record. Bases 1 to 693 code for a protein of 230 amino acids. NCBI's taxonomy places the organism in Eukaryota, Metazoa, Arthropoda, Insecta, Hymenoptera, Vespidae.
AUGUAUCGCUUUAUUUUAUUCGUCACGUUGACGUGCCUCGUCUUUAAUAUCAGUAGUAAAUUGAUCGAAAAAAAAGAUCAAAGGAUGGAAUUAACGACUAAAGAAGAGGAAGAUACAAAUAAAUCAUUGGAAGUUAUCUCACGUUCUUCGAUCAAUGACGAUUCACCGAGUAAUCACUCGUCGAAGAAUUUCAGUAUGAACACGCAAACUGAUUUGUGUUCAAGUGUAAAGGAUAAACGUCAUUGUCUUGUAUCACUUUUGUCAAGAAUAGCAAAAAUUCAAGUCGACGAUGAUCGUGAUUUGAGAAAUUGGAAAAAAUCAUCCAUAAAGAAGAAUCAAAAGUAUCAAUCGAAUUUUGAGACAAAAAAGGAACACGAAUCUGGAUUAUACACUGAUCAGACAUCAGGCAAUUGUCGUUGCAACAUUGUUCAAGAUAUUUACGUGCCGGAAGUUGGAAAAAAAUUACCGGCUUAUGCUUGUCGACUUCACGACAAGAUUUUUGUUCUUACCAGUGAAAGAUUUUUCGACGAUCGUAGAUCUUACUUUGAUAUAAAAGUCGACGAGGAAACGUCACAGCAUUUGAUUACAGCUGCCUCGAAGCCAUCCUCGAAAACCGUUCACACCAAAAAGCUUCCGGUCACGCUUGUUUUAAAAAAUGGCGAGGAUAAUUAUAGGAUACGAAAAAAGUCAUAAUAUGGAGAUAACAAAAAGUGAAUACUUUCUUAAGGUAAUAAGAUAUAUAUCUUCGUGUCUAUUGUAUCAAUAAAAUCUCGUAUUAAAAUAUG